Molecule: messenger RNA, 1296 nt
Organism: Penicillium samsonianum
Lineage: Eukaryota; Fungi; Ascomycota; Eurotiomycetes; Eurotiales; Aspergillaceae
Product: wax synthase family protein
Exons: 1
Coding region: 1-1296 (431 amino acids)
Biological process (GO): lipid metabolic process
Source: RefSeq, a predicted model, not a curated record
AUGGCUGACAUGAAUGCUUCGUCGUGGACAACCACGACUUUGGAAACGAAACCAUUCUCCCUCGACAGUGGACACUAUACAGCUCUGGCCUUCGUUCUGGCCGUCUGCAUCCCCCAGGCCCCCCACGGAAGUGCACUUCGUUAUGGAAUAUUUCUUCUCCAAAUUACCUGCGCAGUACAGGCAUUCAUUGCGCCGCCACCCCCAGUACUAGACCGAGCUGUUCUCUACACGUCAGGUGUGCUGAUGGGCAACCUGCUAGCACGCUACUUUGAUCGACUAUACACGACUGUCCCAGAAAAGACAUUCCACCGCAUCAUCGACCCUCAAACCCCUGAGGAUGGAGCCAGGCUUCCAGCACCUGAGCGCCUCUUCUGGGCCCUGGAACUCUUCAGUGUCACCCGCGGUAUUGGCUGGAACUGGCGUGUCGCCGGAAUUCCCAAAUCCCCGGCACCAACAAGCAGAUUCCAAUUCGCUGCUUCCCAACUCCUUAGAUGGAUUGCCAUGUACGCGGGUCUACAUCUAGUCAACAUGGCCUGUCAGCUCGUCUUGUCAAACCCAAACUCCAUCCCCUCGCUUCCUGGCAAUCUGGAAAUCUACACCCUGAUAGUCACCGGCUUCGCCAUCACAAUAUACAGCCAUUUUGCUAUUCUUAUGCUUCCGCUCUCGGCUCUCUGCGUCGGCCUCCAAGUCGGCCCUCGCUCAUGGCAAGAUGUUGCCUCCUGGCCACCGAAUUUUGGCAGUGUUCGCGAAGCAUACAGCAUUCGCCGCUUCUGGGGGUACACAUGGCACCAGCAACUGCGACGACAGGCAGGUGCGCCUGGUGCAUAUCUCAUCAGCUUGCUGCCGGACAGUGUGAGGACGUCCAAACAGACGUCUGUUCGCCUGGGGAGACGAUACUCGCUCCUCUUGAUGAGUUUCGUCGUUUCGGGGCUAGUUCAUGCGUGUGGGUCCUAUCAAGUGACACGAGCGCUCGGCCUUCCCUUGUCGGAUGGUGGGGAAAUGAAGUAUUUUGUGUUUCAGGGGAUGGCAGUUAUUGCUGAAGAUUUGGGCUGUUGGGUGCUAGGUAUUGAUGAUCGGGGAACAAAGGCUGGGGGGAUGCGGCGGUGGGUAGGAUAUGCGGUCACCCUGUCUUGGUAUGUUUGGAGUCGCGUGCAGCUGAAGGGCGUCCCGGUGGCGCUGGCGAUGGGAAUUCGGAAUGAGAGGGGGGAAUUGUUCGCUGCAUUGGAUCUCGUUCAACAGUCUGCUGCGGCGGUGCCGGGAAAUUUCGUGGCGAAGGCGUGGGAGCUGAUUCGGUGA